AAGCCUGCUGUAGUUUAAAUUAAUGUCAACCUGCCUCCACGCCGGGAGAACAAACCCAGCGCAGAUAGUGAAAGUACGUGCUCAGCGUUACCUGCGAGCCGCUCUACAUACAUUAACAUGGCUCGGCGGCCGAGAAACAGUGUUUACAGCAGUGAGGAGGAUGAGGAGGAGACCGAGAUGUAUGAACACGAUUAUGACGGAUCAAUGGCCAAGGCGGGGAAACGCCACCUCGGCAAAACACGCUGGACACGAGAAGAGGAUGAGAAGUUGAAGAAACUGGUGGAGCUGAAUGGAUCAGAGGACUGGAAACUCAUUGCAAGCUUACUAACUAACCGUACAGAUGUGCAGUGCCAGCACAGGUGGCAGAAGGUUCUCAACCCAGAGCUCAUCAAAGGGCCAUGGACCAAAGAGGAGGACCAGAGGGUGAUCGAGCUGGUCCAGAAAUACGGAGCCAAGCGCUGGUCGGUGAUCGCCAAGCACCUGAAGGGCCGCAUCGGCAAGCAGUGCAGAGAGCGCUGGCACAACCACCUGAACCCGGAGGUGAAGAAGACAUCCUGGACCGAGGAGGAGGACAGGAUCAUCUACCAGGCGCACGAGAAGCUGGGAAACCGCUGGGCUGAGAUUGCUAAGCUGCUACCUGGCAGGACUGACAACGCUAUAAAGAACCACUGGAACUCCACCAUGAGGAGAAAGGUGGAACAAGAGGGCUACCUGCAGACCGCAGCCAAGAACGGCAACUCCUCACUCUCCAUCGGCCACGGCUACGUCAAGACCGGGAACCACAUCAUGAGUUUCUCUCAUCACUCGCCCAGUCACGCACAGCUGCCCCCCUCGUCGCCACUUAACUACACAUACAUCACCGAAACACACCGAGUACCAUUCCCACUGGCCCUGCAUUUGAACAUCAUGAACAUGCCCCAGCCUGGAACUGCUGCUAUACAGAGACACUAUAGUGAGGAGGACCCUGAGAAGGAGCAGAGGGUGAAAGAGAUCGAACUGCUGCUCAUGUCAACAGAGGACGAGCUUAGAGGCCAGCCUUCACUACCAAUGAAUUUGUCGUACCCAAGCUGGGUCAGCUCUUUGACUGACGGCGCCGAGGCGAUGGCAAUGUUAUUACCUCAUCACCAGGCGUCCGCUCCCGCCCUUCCUCUCGACCAGAGCUGCCUACCGGAGGAGAGUGCGUCUGCAACACGGGCCCACAGCAACAGACACCGCAACAGUAACAACAACAAUAACAACAACAACAGCCAUCACAGCAGUCCAACGUUCUCAAAUCCUAUGCCAGAGUUCAUGGAGUCCGUCAUUGAUUCAAGCGCUCUCAGAGCAGACAGGGUCUCGCCCAAUCAAAGAUCAAGAAGUGCUCAUGAAGCAUGGGCGGGCAUCAUGUGUUCGACUCCUAAGCCUUCAGCAGGCAGAAACCUCCCCUAUUCACCCUCACAGUUUCUCAACCAGUCCAUGAGCUCCGAACACUCAGACAACGACAGUGUAUCCAUGAGCUCCCCUGUGGACACCAAGCCUCUGAUCGACCACAGCAUCAGGUCUCAGAAGGAGAAUGAAAUGUUCAGAACCCCAAAUAUCAGGCGCUCAAUCAUGGAGUCGUCUCCUUGUACACCGACGCCUUUCAGGUCCACCCUGGCCCUCCAGGAAGCCAAGUACGGGCCCCUCAAAAUACUGAACACCCCUUUGCAGCAGCAGAUGGUAGAUUCCAUCAAGCAGGAGCCGAUGGAGUGUGCCAUUGAGCAGCCUCCUCUGAAGAAGAUCAAACAGGAGGUGGAGUCACCAUGUGAGAGGAGCCCGUGCAUGCAGUGGGAAGGACAAGACCUCCACACACAGCUCUUCUCCCCCAGCGGCCCUGCACAGGAAGUACCUGACCUUCUUACCAGCUCCAUACUGAGUGAAGAUGGACACAAAGCCUACCACUCCUCUCACAGAGGCAUUGGCAGCCCACUACAGCAGCAGCUCAGUUCCUGGGAGCACGUGACCUGUGGGAAAACAGAGGAGCACAUGUUGGGCUCUGAACAGAGCCACAAGUACAUCAACACUUACUCUACGAGGACGCUGGUCAUGUAGGCAGAGACACAUGUUGAUCCUGAAACAUCAACAGUCCUGUGCUGGACGCAGAGCAGCAGGAUGCAUUUUUGUUGUGGUACAACAGUUGGGAGAGGCUCUAUGCCACUUUGUGUUUAUACACUCACACUUGUUGGAUUUCAACCAACCAAAGACUUUUUCUGUUUUUUUUUAAAUCUUUUAUAUAAAAUUGCUUUUGGUUUUUAGAAACGUGCGCCUAUCACUUUUGGUCUUGUCCUUGUAUUAUUAUUCAUGUUUGUAUUAUAAAUGGGAAAUGGUGGCUAUAUAAUUUCAUUGGGCUGUAUUAUUAAUUCUGAAUUUUGAUAUUAAUAUAAUGAACAAGUUGAUUAAUUUAUUUCUUUUGUUUUAAUAAUGACUUUGUUGUUGCUUUUUUUUAAAAACAAUUGGCCAGUGGAGCAGUGUUGUAAGUUAAGUAUUUAAGCCCUUUAAGCAUUAUCAUGAAUCCAAAGGCAUGUUCAUUUAUUCAAAACUGACCUCAUGAAAUGUUUCCAUUAUUUUGUAUUUCAUGUUUUUUAAAGCUACACUGGGUCUACUGAGAAUUUCAAGUGUUUGGUCUGUGCCACUUCAUGUAAACACUUAACUACAGCUGAAUGUGUUCUUAAAUCACCUUUUACUUUGAAUUAUGUUUUUACAAAACCUUUCGGGGCCAGCCUUAUUAGUAUUACCAAAUCACCACAUUGGCACCUUUAUGUCACAGAAACUUAGUUUUCAUUUCAACGUCAAUUCAAUGAACAAACAUUUGCUAUAAUUUCAGAGUACGAGGUGCAUGUGGGCAUUUAGAAAUUUGAAACGAGCUUCUCUGUCUGAACCAUGAGCUUCACCCAGUAAGAGUUAGACCAAGCUGCACUUGAUUUUCUAUUCUCUGUAGAAAGCGAGAGUACUAAACACUGAUAUUUUAUACAUUUUGCUACAAACAGAAGCCCAAUUGAAACUUUUGUAUGUUUGUUUUUUAAACAUUUCUAUGAAUAGUUUUGUACUGUUUUAUAACGCAUACUCAAUCAGCAUUGUGCUUUCUUACUAAGACUGCAGUAGCCCAUGUCAAACACUUAGACAAUCUUUUUAUAAAGCCUUUUUUAUACUAGCUUUUUGAGCAGAAAUGAUUUUAUAACAGCAUUUUUACAUGCCAAGUUUUCACCUUUUUUUACUUUUAUAAACUGCCUAGUAAAUAAAGUGUGUUCUGUUUUUUACCA
This is a messenger RNA of Notolabrus celidotus (New Zealand spotty), 3278 nucleotides long. RefSeq names its product v-myb avian myeloblastosis viral oncogene homolog (gene myb). The transcript is spliced from 16 exons. Gene Ontology annotation, cellular component: nucleus. NCBI's taxonomy places the organism in Eukaryota, Metazoa, Chordata, Actinopteri, Labriformes, Labridae. The record is from RefSeq and is a predicted model, not a curated record. The coding region runs from base 118 to 2070 and encodes 650 amino acids. Gene Ontology annotation, molecular function: DNA-binding transcription factor activity, RNA polymerase II-specific; RNA polymerase II cis-regulatory region sequence-specific DNA binding. Gene Ontology annotation, biological process: regulation of DNA-templated transcription.